Messenger RNA from Nelumbo nucifera (sacred lotus), 1206 nucleotides. RefSeq names its product aquaporin NIP1-1-like. Gene Ontology annotation, cellular component: membrane. The record is from RefSeq and is a predicted model, not a curated record. NCBI's taxonomy places the organism in Eukaryota, Viridiplantae, Streptophyta, Magnoliopsida, Proteales, Nelumbonaceae. Gene Ontology annotation, biological process: transmembrane transport. Gene Ontology annotation, molecular function: channel activity.
CCCACCCUUCCUCAUUUGUUCUCCUUUGUGUUUUGGCUUCUGGAUCUCCAUAAAUUGAGCUCCAUCUUCUUGGCUCCUGCCCACUUUCCCCAGGGUUAAAUACAUGAAUUCAAUUGAUCAUUAAUUCUCUGACUCCAUCAUCGAUCAUUUCUUUAUCUUCUGUUUCUUAUCUUUGCUGGGUUAGUACAACUGAUAGUAGUAUAGAUGGAUGAGAUCUCUGGAACUAACACAACCUAUGAAAACUCCAUGGAGGGAGAAGCUGUAGUGAACUUCAAAGACAAUGAAGUAAUUCCUCAAAAGGUGGAUGAUCAGAAAACCAGCAAAGAUUCAAGCUCUUGUGUAUCUGUACCUUUCCUGCAGAAGUUGGUUGCAGAGGUGUUUGCAACAUAUUUUGUGAUAUUUGCAGGGUGUGGGGCGGUGGUGGUGAAUUUUAGCAGAGACAAAGUGGUGACAUUCCCUGGGAUCUGCGUAGCGUGGGGACUGGUUGUGAUGGUCAUGGUCUACUCCGUCGGCCACAUCUCAGGCGCUCACUUCAACCCCGCUGUCACCAUCGCCUUUGCGACCUGCCGGAGAUUCCCAUGGAAACAGGUGCCGGCCUAUAUAGCCGCACAGGUCCUCGGUGCGACGCUUGCAAGUGGAACCCUUCGGUUACUAUUUGACGGGGAUCAUGUCCACUUUGCCGGAACCAUGCCGACGGGGUCAAACUUCCAGUCACUAGUUAUGGAGUUCUUAAUCUCUUUCUAUCUCAUGUUUGUUAUCUCCGGCGUCGCAACUGACAACCGAGCGGUUGGAGAGCUUGCUGGACUUGCCGUGGGAGCUACCAUUUUACUUAAUGUGCUCAUUGCAGGGCCGGUAUCUGGGGCAUCGAUGAACCCGGCUAGGAGUUUGGGCCCGGCCAUUGUAACAAACCGGUACAAGGCGAUAUGGAUUUAUAUGGUCGGACCCAUUUGUGGGGCGGUGUCAGGUGCUUGGGCCUAUAAUAUUAUCCGGUUCACCAAUAAACCAUUACGUGAGAUCACUAAGAGUGGUUCUUUCCUCAAGAGCUUUAGACGAAUUACCUCUAAUUAAAAAUUAACAGAAGGGGUUACUUCCUUUGUUGCAAGUAUGUAACCUAGGCAGACACUGGAUCAGACCGGAUGAGCCGGACUAUUCCAUAUAGCUCUUUAACCGAUCAAUUUGAUAUUCUUAUGGUUCUAUAUCUUUUCA